Centrocercus urophasianus (Greater sage-grouse) is the source of this 7383-nucleotide messenger RNA. RefSeq names its product vasoactive intestinal peptide receptor 2 (gene VIPR2). Gene Ontology annotation, biological process: adenylate cyclase-modulating G protein-coupled receptor signaling pathway; cell surface receptor signaling pathway. Gene Ontology annotation, molecular function: peptide hormone binding; G protein-coupled peptide receptor activity; vasoactive intestinal polypeptide receptor activity. The coding region runs from base 49 to 1368 and encodes 439 amino acids. Gene Ontology annotation, cellular component: plasma membrane. The record is from RefSeq and is a predicted model, not a curated record. The transcript has 13 exons. Lineage: Eukaryota; Metazoa; Chordata; Aves; Galliformes; Phasianidae.
GCCCGCGGAGCGGCGCGGGGCAGCGCGGCCCGCCGGCACUCGGCUGGCAUGAGGAACCUGCCGAUCCUCCUCCUUCUCUCCCUCAGCUGGAACCUGCGGCGGGUGAUUGGUGUCCAUCCAGAAUGCAGAUUUCAGCUGGAGAUUCACAAGGAGGAAACAAAAUGCAUGGAACUUUUAAAGCAUGCAAAACCAGUGGACUACAAAGGAUGUGUUGGAGUUUGGGAUAACAUCACCUGUUGGCGUCCUGCAAAAGUUGGAGAGACUGUCACUGUCCCUUGCCCAAAAAUAUUUAGCCUUUUUUCUGGAAAACCAGGAAAUAUUAGCAAAAAUUGUACCAGUAAUGGAUGGUCAGAUAUUUUUCCUGACAUCUUAAGUACUUGUGGAUAUAAUGACUAUGAGGAUGAUUAUAAGGUCAACUUCUAUGUAAGAGUGAAGGCAAUUUAUACCCUUGGUCACAGCGUAUCUCUGAUUGCUCUCACAACAGGAAGUAUAAUUCUUUGCCUUUUCAGAAAACUUCAUUGCACUCGGAACUACAUCCAUCUGAACCUGUUCCUCUCCUUCAUUCUAAGAGCAAUCUCUGUUUUAGUCAAGGAUGAUAUUCUCUACUCCAGCUCCAACACAGCUCACUGUCCAGAGGACCAAACAUCAUGGGUGGGCUGCAAAGCUAUUCUAGUGUUUUUCCAGUACGGUGUUAUGGCAAACUUUUACUGGCUAUUGGUUGAAGGACUUUACCUCCACAUCCUCCUUGUGUUAAUAUUCUCCCCCAACAGACACUUCACAGUCUAUCUGCUGAUUGGAUGGGGAAUUCCUACCAUAUUCAUUAUUACAUGGACAGUGACACGGAUUAUUUUAGAGGACACUGGUUGCUGGGAUACAAAUGAGCAUGGUGGUCCUUGGUGGGUUAUACGAAUACCAAUUUUAAUUUCUAUUAUAGUGAAUUUUAUACUUUUCAUCAGUAUUAUAAGAAUUUUACUCCAGAAGUUAAGAUCACCAGAUGUUGGAGGGAAUGACCAGUCACAGUACAAGAGACUUGCAAAAUCCACGUUGUUGCUUAUUCCAUUAUUUGGAGUUCACUACACAGUGUUUGCUCUGUUUCCUGACCGCAGUUCCAACAAUUACAAAAUAAUUUUUGAGUUGUGUUUGGGAUCUUUUCAGGGAUUGAUUGUUGCAGUCCUGUAUUGUUUUUUGAACAGUGAGGUACAAGGAGAGCUGAAAAGAAAAUGGCGGAGUUUGUGCUGGAAGCAGACAGCUGGCAGAGACUACAGACUGCACAGCUCCAUUUCUCGAAAUGGAUCAGAAAGUGUUUCUCAGCUCCAUCGGAAUUCAAGGGCUCAGUCAUUCAUGCAGACAGAGACCACCAUGAUAUAAGUCAGUUAGGUUCCCAAAACGUGCAAAAACUGUGGGAUACAUUUGUUAUAUGCAGCUUGAUGUGGUAUUUUUAAAAAUGUACAGUUUAUUGCUUGGCUUUUCUAUAUGUUGGUACUUGGGAAAUUGAUUUGUGCAGUCAACCAGGUAAUAACAAAGACACCUGCCCCAUGGAUGCUUUCUGUUCUGUUCUUUAGUGCCAUUCAUACUAGUUUUUAUGUUAUCUUGCAAUGUAUUAGCCAUAACUAUUCAAAAACUCAUUUACUAUGAAGGUCCCUUUUGCCUCCAGCCUGUCUGUGAAACAGAUAUGUGGGAUCCCAUUUAAUGUAGGCUGCUUUGUUACCUGAUGAAAAGGUUAUGACGGGAAGCAGAAAAAAUUCUUAAACUAUAUUUAUAGGUAAUACUUCUUUCCUGAAGGAUUAGGAAAUUCAUUCCUAAUUAUGGAAAACAAAUGAAAAAUAAAGAAAUGUGAGGUUAUAAUUAACCACAUUGGGAGCUUAGUGUGCUAAUCCAGGAAAUGAUUAACUUUUCACAGAGAGGAAAAAAAAAAGAAGUAAGGCUUAUUAGCUAAUCAUAUGAAUUGCUAAGGCUAAUUUCUACAAUGUGAUUCCUAUCCUGUUGUCCCCUUUGAAAGUGUAUGGUUUUUUAUGUUUUGGUGCCUUUGCAGUCCAAGGCUUUUGUAAUUGUUUUGAUUAAAACAUCAGCAUUUGCCAGUAGUGCCGUUCUAAUCACCAGUUGUACUUUUCUGUUUAAAAUCAAAGAGAUUUGUGUUGAUAUUUUAUUAAACAAUUUUCUGAAGAGGUGCUUUAUUGUUAGAGCAGUCUAUCAUAAGAUAAACAGCCUUGGAGAGCGUUACCCAUUGAAAAUAUCAUUUUUAUUUAAUAUUUUCAUUGAAUUGUAUCUCUAGAACUACAUACUUGGCAGCUGAAACAAAAAAUACUGCAAUAACGUUAGAACGCCCAUUUAAGAAAUAAUAUAAGUUCUCCUAGAUUGAUUCUACUCUGUAUCUAUCUGAGCUGAUUUAAAAUUCAGUUGUGGCCAUGAUUCAAAAAAAAAAAAAAAGAAAAAUUAAAUGCAAUCCCUAAAAAUGACCAUAAAAGGCAUAAAUAGAAGGAAUUCUCAGCAACACCAAGCCUCCUGUGCAGCCACUUUGUAAAAAAAAAAGAUCUGACAAGUUCUUAUAAAUACACAUGGAACAUUUGCGGUUUUAAAAGAAAUAAACCCAGUGAUGCUUAUUUCUCAUGUUAUGUUUAACCACGUCCACUGUAAAUGACACGUUUUGCAUGAGUGUUGUUGAGUCAUAACAGCAAUUGCCCUGAUAUGUCAGAUGAUCGAUCAUAUUAAGCCAGCAGAAAACAAGGUCAGUAAUAUUGCCAGGGAAAGGGAAGAAUAGUGGCAAGGGCAUGUCUUGGCAGGCUUUCAUGUACACUCCUGGAAAUAUUAGUGGGAAUACUGUUGGCAGUCAUCAGAGUGCCUGUACACCUCUUCUUCUGAUUUAAUUUAGCUAUUUAUUGGUCAAACACAAUGUAUUGUAAUGGAAUUACCCUGGAGUGAUACAUAGUUCUGUCAGAUCAAAGACAGGAAUGUCCCAAGACUGCCCCAUGGGCAGCACUCAUCAGUGUUGCAUGACAGCAACCCUCACUGUGCUUUAUGCAACCAUUUUCAUGUCUGUAAAGACCCAGAGGGCACUGUUCUUACUUAUUUCUACUUCCAGAAAAUUCCCACAUCCAAAUAACUUUAUACAAAUUUUGAGCAUCAUUCCAUGAGCGUGGAACUUGACUUCCAUCUGCCUUUUCACACAAAAGUGCACAGUAUGCUAAAAUGUAUUCAAAAACUGAAAAUCAGUUUGACGAAUCUAGUACUUGCUCAAUGUUUCACAUCCCUACAGUGCACUGAAAUAGCUUUGUCUUGCAUUAGAUUUUACACAGCUGUGGAGUCAAAUGGUCCUGCUGGUGACUCUUCAGAGCCAAAAGGACAAUGCAAGAAAACAUUUGACUCUGUCAUCCCUGAAUGUAGUUUGUAUUCAGUCUUAGCAGCUUCAGGGGAGGAGGUGGAUGAAGCAAUGCAGGUGUGCUCUGCCCAUGUAGCCUUGUGACUUAGCUCUCCUCCUCUUCAUUCCUUUACUGCCUUUCUCACUUUGGUUGCAUCAGGAUCCAAACUGAGUCAUAAAGGCUUCAAAGCAGGAAACCUGCUGGAUUGUAUUCCCACUGAAAAGCCAGUAGCACACCAUGUUAACUAAACAAGAAUGCUGACAAGAUUCUCUCUUGUACUGUACUCAGUGGCUGUGCUUUAUUGCCUUGGAGCCAGAUAGGCAACGCCAUUCAUUGAGUGAUUUUUGCCACAUUACCUGCUGCUGAUGCCUGAGGGACACAUGGACAAAUUACUUUCUAGUUGCCGAUGGUGAUCAGAAUCUAACUAUAUAAAGUUAACUUACAUUUUCCUCUUCAGAGAUGAUGAUUUUAGCUAGGCUCUUGAUAACUUUAGGUGAAAUUUAUCUACCCUUAUUUAUCCCUCAAAAGCCAAAUGCCUGUUCUUCAGCUAAAGACUCGUUUUAAGUGCCUUCCGUAUUGGCCAUAAAGAAGUAGGUGCUAGUUGUAGACGAUUCAUCCCAUGUUCUGCUGUGCAUCUAGGGCACAUAAACUGAAUCAUGUUUUUUUUUUCCUGUAUUUACUAUAAAAUGAGCUGAGGGUAGGUUAGGGCGCAGUAGAAUAGAAUACAAACGAAAUGAACAGAAACUUAAGAUUUCUCACCCUAUGUCUGCAAUUCUCUUCUCCAGAAGAGUCUGUUCAGUUGUGUUGCCAACAAAUAACUAAAUACUCUCUUUUAAGCCACGUAAGCUGAUUGACAAAACUUAUCCUCCCAUAAAUGCUCACAUGAAGGCAAUGAAGGAUCCCUACCUAGUCCAUUCAGUGGGAUGUCCCUGUGGUUGACUGCCCUCCACGAUAAACCCAACAGCCUCAUGACCGAUACUGAUUUGCCUGGGAUCAACUUUCAGCAGUUUUUUUUUUAGGUGUUUGCCUUUUUAUAUUUUUAGAUGGGUCAUACAAUAAAACAAAGUGCUCGUGGCUAUGAGAAAUUUUCUUUAAGUGAAAUCUUUUGAAUCACACUUAAAAACCAUCUUAAUUUCCUGAGAAACUAAAAAUGUCAGAUCUCUAAAACUCUAAGUACAACUCUGAGCAUUUUCUCAAAUGAAUUUUCCUGUUUCUCUUCUGUGCCUCAUUCAAAUUUAGGAUAUUUUCAUUCACAGAAGAUGGAACAUUGCAGUGUAUCCCUUCAGGAAGGCGUAGAGCAUUGACCACAUUUCUCACUCCCACUCAGAGUUGACAUGGCCAUUCCGUUAUCUGUGCAGUCAUUUCAGCUGCUGACCAGGAGCUGAUUAAUGACAUGAAAUGAUAAUACAACUGGCCACUGAGAGCAGUGCUGGUUUCCAUGAAAUGCUGUGUUUGACGUGUUUAAGUAGCUUCUCCAUGAAUACCAUGCUGGAGUGCACUAGGGCCCAACAGACUGCACCAAAGUGGUGAUGUGUGCUGCAUGUAGCACCUGAGGAACUACCCAGUUUAAGCACGUGCUGGGACUGUACUGUAGUGUUAAUAACUUGCUAGCCACAAAAAGUGACAGUUUAAAAAGCCUUCUAAAGCCAAGUCAGAGGCAGCUUGCCCCAUUGUGUAGCACUUGACAUCCUGACACACCCCAGACAGGUUUCCCUCUGCCUUUAACAUGAUGAAGGGGAAAGCUGAGUGCCUCAGCAAACUGUGCAGUCUGCCUGACGGCGUGUGAAAUAAGUCAUUGCCGAGUGCACACACCUCACACACCAAGCAUGAGUCAUUGCUAUUAUUUGUCUCCUGUUCUUGUGAGUGCUAAAAAACUUACCCUGUUGGUACUGAAUUUGUCCAUUUCAGCAAAGUGAUUGUGCAUAAAGCCCAAACUCAUUACUGCAGGGUUUUUUUGUUUUUUUUUUUUAGACAAUUUUAAUGAAAAUUAAACAUUAAAUAUGUCUGAUAAAAAAGUACAACCAGAAAGUAGCCUGUAGAGAAAGCUAAUUUGUGUGUUAGGGUUGCUGUCUGUGCAGAGUAAUACAGGAAAUACUUUUACAAGCAAAAGUUCCUUCACAUUGCCAUGAGUGCCUAGAUAAGCUGUGGGCUGCCAGUACUACACUGUGACAUAACCAAAUAGCAGCAGGUAGUAUUGAGCAGUACUGUUCUGCUCAAAUGAAGAGUACUGAAACUGUAAUUUCUGACAUCUAUAUUAUAAGAGUAUAUCAACACAUAUCAGUAAACCAGUGUGUCAGCUACUUAAAAAAAGCAUUUUUUGAUAUGAUUCUGUGUUUAACCUGGCUAAUGAUGACAGUAUGUUCAGACCAUUUCCGCUGUCAGCUAAAACAGUGGCUGAAAAGUCCCCAAAUCCUUUGUUCUCCAAAGCACUGAAGUAAAUUUCUCAACCUGCAGCUUUCCCCCCUCCCCUUUCCUGGAGCAUUAGUAUGAGUAUUGCUUUGAAAUUCUCUUUUCUUGUCUUUAUAACUUUUUAUCUGUUGAGUACAGUAAUAAUUAACGAUGAUGUAAAUGAAUGUGAUUAUUUUUUACAAAAUGUACAGAAUAUGAUAAUGUAUAGAUUAAUGCAUGUAAAUAGAUUUCCUUUUCAUACUUUAAUUCACUAUACAUUUCCUCUGGUUUUACUUUCUUGUUUUCAGUGUCACAUACCUAACAGCCUUCUCUGUGAUGUUGUAUAUAAAGCUGUGAUCAAUCAAGCGUUUACAUCUUUAUGCUAUCAGUGAUAAUAGUAAUUAAUAAUAACACCAUGAUGAACUGAAGAGGAGUCAGAAUAAAAAUUUUAAAGAUUUUGCACAGAACUUCUAUAUGUCAAUACCUGUGUGGCUGGCAGCUAUUUUCCAAAUUGCUACAUCUUGCUUAAUUGUGUUGUCUAGGUGUCUUUGAGAAGCACCACAUAACAGACCUACAACAAAAAUAAAGAUUAUGUAGAGGGAAUACUAUAUAUCUUAUCUCCUUAAGGGAAGAAUCUAUUAUACAUCUACAGCGUGUAUUCUUUAGAAAACCAAGUGCACUCAGAAACUAGAUCUUAAAACUAGAAAUGGUUCUCUGGCCUUGGCAGCUAGAGGUUCCUCAGCAGUAGGAGUGAAACUGAACCUUACUGCAGGAAAUGAAAAGCCAAGGCUGCCCCUGCCAUGGGACUGACUCGUGGAGAGGGACGAAGCAGGAGCAGGACUCGGUGCCAGUGAAAGAGGUGAGCUUGCAUAACAGCCACCCCAACAAAGCAUGGAGCUCAGCAGGCAAAAACACCCCACAGGGGUAUAUGGGACAAAUGAUAGCUGUUUUGCCUCAUGGUCCAGGGAGUCUGCUUAUCUGUGGCAUCACAGCAGUUACCGUCAGCAGGAGGGGUCUUCUGACCCUUGAGGGGGCUGAGCUCUCAUCCUUUCCCAGCUCACUGGUACUGUGGUCAGCGUAUCAGUCUGAACCCCUUUGCAUUCAACUAUGCUGGGGAGGAAUCAAGCCCAACUUUUGCUCAGGAAAGGCAGCAGCCUGAGCCCAAAGCUGCAGGUUGCUGCAUAAAGGCAUAGUCUGUGUAUAGCUCCCCACAAUGCUGUGCUUUUAGUAGUGUUUGGGCAGUAACUUAAUGGGGAAAUCCUGGCUUUCAGGGCAAACUCCUGUGCUGCACGUGCUAUUGUGUUAAUGGGAAGGUCCCUACAUGUCCAACCAAAGAAAAUAAAAAUUCUUUAUAAUAGAACAUAAUAGUAUUUAUAACUGACUGCAUUGGAAUAUUUUCAUCUUUUCCUAAUAACAUAGGCUGGGAUAUAUAGUGAUCUAUUUGACAUGAAGUUUAAGUUGAAAUACUGUAUCAAAGCAUUUAAUAAGUAAAUAUAUAUUGAAUCAAACUAGCUAUAUAUUUUUAACAGUCAAAAUAAAGAUUUUUCUAGAUAUAUGUUACAAAAUACAGUCAAUGCCCUGGGUUAUGCAAUUAAAUAUUAAUAUUAGCUUUGGAAAAUAAAAUCAGUGUCAAGCUCUA